AUGAUUAGUCCCAAGCCAGACUACGAAGCCUCUGCAUCGCCAGAAGGCGAAGAUGGCUCCGAAGGCGCGCUGGCCUUCCACCCCAGCCACAUUACCCUCUCAACCUUCAACCGUCUACUAGUCUGCUACCCGAAAACCGUGGAGCAAGUCCAUCGGAAAAAAUUGAUUCGGAAGCUUCAAUCAAAAGCAAAGCCUAAGCGCAAGUCGGCCAAGAAUUCAGCAGACGCGCAGGACACAACACUACAGAAAACAGACCUCCCUCCCGCCGAGGAGGAGCAGAUCCAAGAUGACCUGGAUAAAUUCCUGACACUUGAUCGCUGGAGAUAUGAAACUCUGCCUAAGGAACUCGCCAAGCGAAAGGGUGACCCGGCCCAUCUGACCAAGGAUGAAUUGAUUGAGAUCAUGGCGUGGAAAACCUCCCACGGCCGCCCCCGCCCAAUGUUAAUGGGAAUGAUAAAAGCCAAUCAGCAAAGCACAAUAACGAAAGCGACAUCCGAGGCUUUCACUUCUUUGCCUGUCUUGGACCCAAUUACGGAAUCUGAAGAGGCAUUCCCAAAAGCUAGUCUGGACGCAUUGACGACUUCAUUGCGUGGUGUUGGACCUGCGACUGCGUCGCUCAUUUUGUCGAUUGCCACUGUUGUUGGUGAGCCUGUGCGCCAGGUUCCGUUCUAUAGUGAUGAUGCUUAUUUGUGGCUUGUUUUGGGGGCUUAUCCUGCUGCAAAUCCUGGGGAGGGGGAGGGAGAGGCGAAAGUAAAGGGUGUGAAGGCCAAUGGGGAGUUGGAUGUUAAGUAUAAUUUGAAGGAGUUUCGAGGAUUGUGGGAUGAGGUGCAGGACUUGAGGGCGAGGCUGAAGGAGGAUGGGGAUGGGUUGGGGUCUGUUUCGACGGUUGAUGUCGAGAAGGUUGCUUACGUGCUUCGGCAUAUUGUUGUCUCUGGUUAUGACUUUGGUCACCAUCAAGAUGUCAGCGAGGCUGCUGUUACAGACUCUACAAAGGGAUCUGAUAGGCAGACCAAAAGGCGCAAGUUGAAGUGA
Penicillium antarcticum is the source of this 1032-nucleotide messenger RNA. RefSeq lists its product as uncharacterized. Lineage: Eukaryota; Fungi; Ascomycota; Eurotiomycetes; Eurotiales; Aspergillaceae. Bases 1 to 1032 code for a protein of 343 amino acids. The transcript is spliced from 2 exons. The record is from RefSeq and is a predicted model, not a curated record.